AGGUGCACCGAGAUACAAGCUCCAGAGGAAAAGGACACGUUCCACGUUAUCCUGAAGGUCGCCGAGUCGGUUCAGACUAAAUUCUAAAAGCCACGUUCAAAAUCAGGAACUCCCUCGAGAAUCUCGAGUGUUUCAAAAUCCCACAUGCCGCCAGUGUGCUUCAUGGUAAGCUUUCUGUAAUGCCAGUAAUUGAUUAUGUACGGAAAAUUACUUCCAUUCCAACUUGCCAGGCAGGAACAGAAACAUCGGCGGUAUACUCAAUACUGUCCGGUACAAAUUGUACUACAAAUUGGUUUGUGCUGCGUAAAACGUAAUGUAUACACAUAUGGUCUAGGCACCUGUACAGCAUUUCAUUUGUUACAAAGUCUCAAUUUGCACAUCAUUAAUUCCGAUAAAUAAGCACUCGAUACACGAAAACAUUUCAACUGCUCGGCGCGGUACUGUCUGUGGUAUUUAACUACACGGCAAUCGGUAGUUCUUACUGCUAAACGCAUGUCAAUCUCCUCCCAUAAGUGGGCGUGCCCAUCGCGAUGCCACUAUAUCAUUGGUCGGGCGUCGGGGCUACAGCCAAUGAGAUUUCAGAUUCUGUCUUCGCCCACGAUUAUGGCACACUGGACCCCGCCCCCGAUGUCAGCCUGGCGAAAAAGACAAAAACAAACCCUUGUGCUCCAGAAGUCGUACAACAUCUCCGGCGGACGGAGCGGAAGAGCGCCGAUCCUGUGCUGCGUCGUGGACCCGCGGGGACAGAACCAGAGAUGGUUUCUCCUGUCACGGUUGUGAAGAGCGAGGGCCCUAAGUUGGUGCCAUUCUUCAAGGCCACCUGUGUCUACUUUGUCCUGUGGCUCCCCACCUCCAGCCCCUCCUGGUUCAGCGCCCUCAUCAAGUGUUUGCCCAUCUUCUGUCUCUGGGUCUUCCUCCUGGCCCACGGGAUCGGCUUCCUGGGCGCCCAUUCCAGCGCCCGUAAGAUCCUGGCUGGUCUCAUCUUCUCAGCCUUGGGAGAUGCCUUUCUGAUCUGGCAGGAGCAGGGUUACUUCAGCCACGGGUUGCUCAUGUUCGCGAUUACCCACAUCCUGUACUCCUCAGCUUUUGGGAUGAAGCCACUGAACCUGCCAGCGGGGCUGGUCAUCACUGUGGCAUCCGGGCUCUGCUACGCUUUGCUCUACCCCUAUCUGUCCGCCCCCUUUACCUACUUGGUGGCCGUUUACAUCGCCCUCAUCGGUUUCAUGGGCUGGCGAGCGAUCGCCGGGGUGCAGCUGGCCAAUGACCUGUGGACCUGGACGAAGCUCUCGGCCUGCCUAGGCGCCAUGCUCUUCAUGGUCUCUGACCUAACCAUCGCCGUCAACAAGUUCUGUUUCCCCGUACCACACUCCCGUGUCAUCAUCAUGGCCACCUACUAUGCCGCGCAAAUGUUGAUCGCCUUGUCUGCCGUUGAGUGCCAGGAUGCUGAUGUCUCCAGGAAGAGGGCAUGAAACGACAUUUGCCCCCAAAGACCGCCUUCUCAGGCCUCCCCCUGUAUCGUCACUGUCGCGUAGCUCUUCUCUUUAGAAAUAGCGGGGACUCAGUGUAGGGAGUGUUGAUGGAAUCAACCAGAACGACGAGAUCCAGUUAAGUGCACAUCGAGUGAGGACUCCAGUUUUGGCCCCAACACCGUCUCUCCCUACGUCAUUCCUGUAACCUCUCAGCCCCACGUUACCUCUGUGGUCCAACACUAGAAUUUCAACGUGGUGCUCUUUCAUACAGUUGAAAAGGGAGCCCUUUAACCGAAGGUUUUGUGAGUGUUUCCUGCUCACAGGAGGCAGGUUCAAAGCUGUCAUUGUGCUCCAUUGUGGCAUGCUUUGCUCUCAGUGAGUCUCCACACCUCCUCCCUCCCAUCUUUUUUUGUUGCUGUUUUUAAACCGAGGCACGACGGCCAGCAUGCUACUGCUGGGUUUUAAUGUCCUGUGGACUUUAGGUCAUUCUCUCCUCUCCAGCUGGCCUCUGGGAGAUGCUGUGUUGGUAGCAGUCAUAUAUUGGGGAACAGGACUCCUCCGGUGGUCCAUGGGUCCAUUUUGACGUGAGCUGGUCUUCGCUGGCCUUCAUGUUAUAGGCCUGUUUGGUGAUACAUUCUUCUUCAAGGUUCAUCCCUCUGUCUUGUGAAGUCUGCUCAUACCGUAUGGGGACAGGAUUUUAACGCCUGACUCAGUAGUGUUUGGUAGAGCGGAAUAUGGUUCUUUACCAACUGUUAAAAGCUUUUCCGAGUGCUUCUUGUUUGUAUUUGAUGUUUUUUCCCCCUCGUAUGCCCCAGCUUCCCUCAACAUGCAGACUUUGGUUCCAGGAAUGGAUUCAUUGCUGUAUGUCAUUCCCUGUGCUCUUACUACCGUAGAUUCAAAAGGAGUUGCUGGUGCCCUUACCACUGUUGGAUGCUUGUGGCUAUGCUUGCAGCCCUUACUGCACCACAGAAGGGAUGAACCUGGCUGCAGCCUGUCUGCGGUAUGGUACUGUUUGAAAUGCAGGUAAAUCACUCUGGAGUCCAAGCAUGCAUGCCUUUAUCAAAGGGAAAUUCAACUAGUUAAAAAAGCAAGCACAGUACUGUAUUUUUUCCACUAGGGUCCCUUAAGGUUACUGUAUGUACCAAUCAGACGUCGAAGUCUGUUUGCCAUUGCAAGUUUCGCUUUGUAGUUUCGAAAGACCUCUCUUUCUCAAUAGGAAUGAUGCACACAGCUGAAUGGUACUUGAGCCAACAGACCAUUGGUUUUUGAGCAGUUCAGAUAUUAUUUAUUUGCGGAAAAUCCUAAGGUUGAGAUAUAGGAAGUAUGGAUGGUAAUACGCUUGGAAAAGGACACUUUCAAAAUCUUAAUCAUACAUCUCUUAAAGGGCAUUCUUUGAAUAUUUCUGUGAAUUUCACAUUUUUUAAACAUUAAAUAUUGCAACGUAGUGGUAUUUAUUUUUAUUUCAUUUUCAUUUUAUAUUGUAUUCUCAUGCCAGAACCCUUGCUGUGUGCAUGGGUUUUAAGGCAGUUUGUUGAGGUGUAUUUUUUAAUCAUCAUCAGUCUGAAUAUUUGAGCAGUGGAUGGCACAAAAAAGUGAAAGAUGUUCAGUAGAGCCGCAGUGGAGUGGAGCUGUGGCAGCUGAUGGGUGUUCUGCUAUGGUUCCUUGUCUGCAGUGAUGUCAGAUGCCAGGAACAUGGUCUUUUUGUGUAGGACCAUCAGGGAGUGAUACUCCCCCCCUUCCCCGCUCAGUGGGUUUUGUCCACGGAGCUGGCAUGAGGCACAAGGCCAUCGAGAGCCCGGUUUAGAUUUAAAUUGUUUUCUAAAUUAAUUCUGUGAAGUUCCGUCCUUUUUUCCUGAAUUACAUUCUGCCAUAAUAGACUCGCUAAUAGCUGGUUUUCCUUUAAAAAAAUCAUACAUUAAUUUGCCUAAAAUAUAACUGGAUACUGUGGCAAAAAAGAGCUAGUUUUGAAAUAAGAUGCAGUGUACUUUUCACUUAGUAAUCCUUUUGCAAUGACUAGUUUUGUUCAGCAGUCAAAUUCCAACAAAAGUGCCGCAAAUUCAAAAUUGGCAACUAAACCAUCCAAACAUACUUUGGUUGUUAUUAUUAUCAUUGUUACUGUUAUUUCCUUUUGCACAUUUUUUAAAGCUAUAGUGUGUUAUUUUGCUGACAUGAGUACUGUAAACCUUACUUGCAAAGAUUUCUGCUCCAGGCGCAAUUUAUAUUCCAUAAGGGAUCACAAUGAAAUUAUAUAGACCAAAGUGGAAAAAAACAAGACCCUUCUCACACGUUCAAGGGGUGAGUCAAACCCUGAGCUGUCUCCAAUGUGUUCCCAAGUCUGUUGUCACACCAGGCCAACUAGAAUAGCAUUUUGGCAGUUAGAAGCAAGGAUGCAGAUGCAGUAAAAGAGUCAAACCCCCCCACAUGAGUUUGGUUUCACUGGAUAUCGCCAACAAACCCUUUUAAUAGAGGUUAUUUCUGGAUCGUGCUUAGUCCACACUUCCAUGAUUUUUUUCAGUCCUACAGUCAGAUUGUCAGCGAAACAUUUAAGCUUAGUCAGUCAGAAGCUUCCAUUAGUCGAGGACAGCGAUGUUAUUGGGUGGAUUGUUUUGACUCAAAACUACUACGGUCAGUGUUCAGUUGUAUGUAGUGAUUACAAUUUAGACACCUGCUCUGCCUCCUCGUGACCUUUCCCCACUGUCAGCUUGUUUUGUGGAGCACAGAAAGCACCCAGAGGCACAACGUAUUUGCAAUUUUUGGAAAGGAUGGCAAGUGCAGACAAACUGCGAGAUAUAUGUGGUCCAAAGAGCCAUGAGAGAGGUUAAGGAGAAAUUUGACAGUUUUGAGUGAGACUUGACCAGCAUGAGUGGGUAUUGAGCCAAUGUGGGUUGUAAAAGACAGAUUUUUUGAUAAAUUUGGGGAAUAGGUAGGUUGGGUGUGAGCUUUGAGUUGUACUUUGGGAAAACUGCUAGGUUGAAAAUAUAAAGUACUCCCCUAAUAGUUGCUCCUUUGUCGGAGAGGGGUUUAGUCAUGGGAAUGGAUCUUGUUAUAUCCACCUUUGUUACAUCAUCUGGCAAGUGACUCCAAGCUGAUGCUGGGACAAAGAGAAGACUACAUUUCUUUCAUGCCCCUCUUUCCGUUACAGGGGGCUUGAAUCAAGCCAGGGAUCAGUUUUCCUCUGUCUUCAAUGGCUGCAUUGUCUUUCCAUUUUGUAUGGCAACAGUGAAGGAAGGUUGGAUGGAAGCUCUGAGCGUUCGGUGUUAGUGUUACAGUGUGUUGAUGCAAAAGCGAGAGGGAAUUUUAAAGAUUGCAUAGAAAUGCAGUGCAUAAAUGCAUCUUAAUAUUUUCUCAAGUUUUGUGCAUUUCACAUGUCUUCUUCAUUUGUUUUGCUUUAUUUCGCCUGUUCAGUGUGUUCAGGGUUGUCUGGGAUUAUAUACGUUCUGGAAUAGAUUGUCUUGAUGCCCUUUUUUGCACAGACACAUCAGUUUUGAAUGUGUCACACUUGGUUUGCUGCUCCUGCCUGCAUCUCGUCUUAAGGUUAUUGUAAUGAAGUAUCCAUUGAAUUGCACAAUAUCGCCACUGGAAUUGAAUUUCCCACAAUGCCAUGCUCACUCAGCCAUAAAUGCCACUUAACAGGUAGGAGCUGAAUCAGAAGAGCUGACCUUCGCAGCACGUGAAAAUUGGACACUAGUAAAACAGUUACUAGUUAGCAGCUGAAGCCUCAUUAGCGUGUUGAAAUUUCAGAGCUGGGCUCACCUUCAGCCUAGAGGAGGCUAUUUACAUGCCAUCUUACAUGUACACUUGUUGUUUUCCAAUGUAAUUAUUCCAUGAGUCGCUGAACUGCAAAGUGCGGGCAUCUCUUGUGAGUCGCCGUAACUUGUCAGGUGGGUUUACCUUUGCAAAUUAUCGAGUAACCAGUGUUACAGAAUUUUUUGAGUAUUUGCCACAUUGCCUUUCUGUAUUUUUUAAUACUUAAAAGAAAGAAAGUUCAUCAUAUGGCUGCAAUAUCUGGAGAUUAACUGAGACAAUUUAGCAGGUGUCAAUUUAUUUUUAAAACCACUGAGACCACAGUCAAUAUUUUUAGACGAUUAAAUGAUAUAUUUUAAAUCCAGUUGUAGCUUUUUCAAGUGAUGUUUCAUGGUUUUACUUAGCGUUUUUGACUGGUUAUGCAAGAAAGUACGAUGUUUUAUCACUUAAGUAAAUGCUCAUGUCUUUAGGUGAUAUUUUUGAGUAUAUCGCAUUGAUUUUGCCUUACUGUCCUGGACUUUCUCCUCUGUGUUUAUUUCUUUCAUUACUUUAUUGUUAUUAAAGAAUUACACAGGACUACAUUGUUCCUUACCUGUAGGAAAAAAAAACUGAAUGUGAAUAAAACUAAUUGUUGGAUAAAUGCAAGUACAAUGCAA
This is a messenger RNA of Scleropages formosus (Asian bonytongue), 5869 nucleotides long. It is a transcript of the gene tmem86a, whose product is annotated as transmembrane protein 86A. NCBI's taxonomy places the organism in Eukaryota, Metazoa, Chordata, Actinopteri, Osteoglossiformes, Osteoglossidae. The transcript has 3 exons. Bases 531 to 1469 code for a protein of 312 amino acids. Gene Ontology annotation, molecular function: hydrolase activity. The record is from RefSeq and is a predicted model, not a curated record. Gene Ontology annotation, cellular component: membrane.